CGUGCCCCUUAUCCUAUGCAGAAUAUGAAUCAACAGUUACCUACACAAUUGUCAAGCCCUUCUCAAGGGGUUCCGCAUGGCAUGCAUCCUGGUUCCUUCCCCAUGUUUGGGUUUCCAAACCAACUGCCUCAGGCUAUGGUCCCUCAGAGUUCAUUACUUUCUCCAAGUCCACAGUUAGGUUUUGAGCCUGGAAGGCAUGUCCGGCUGCAUAUUGACCCGAACGAGAAAAACCUUGCUCCACCAAACGUGAAUGCAAAUGCUUUUGUAUCACAGUCGCCUUUUUCAUCUCAUCAAUUACAAGGGAAUACUUCUGGGUCACUUAAUUCUGAUUUGGCUCAUACAAGUAACUCUCAACCUCCUGCACUUUUAAAGUCGCACUCACAGGUGAAUCCUUAUGGAAAUAUUAAAACUAAUGUUCCAAAUACCAACUGGAAUGGAUCACCCAGCAAAAACUUCAAAAAUAGACCAACACGAGGGGGGUUUAAAGGAGGAUUCCAGAAGUCUAAAUUUAAUGAUGUGAAUAAUGGAAAGCGCAGAACUGGGUUUCUUAAAGAUCAUAAUGGAAGAGUGGGAGGGCAGCACAGAUAG
This is a messenger RNA of Vigna unguiculata (cowpea), 588 nucleotides long. RefSeq lists its product as uncharacterized. The record is from RefSeq and is a predicted model, not a curated record. Lineage: Eukaryota; Viridiplantae; Streptophyta; Magnoliopsida; Fabales; Fabaceae.